Solanum dulcamara is the source of this 2699-nucleotide messenger RNA. RefSeq names its product transcription termination factor MTERF5, chloroplastic-like. Gene Ontology annotation, biological process: regulation of DNA-templated transcription; chloroplast organization. NCBI's taxonomy places the organism in Eukaryota, Viridiplantae, Streptophyta, Magnoliopsida, Solanales, Solanaceae. Gene Ontology annotation, molecular function: double-stranded DNA binding. The record is from RefSeq and is a predicted model, not a curated record. Gene Ontology annotation, cellular component: chloroplast. The transcript has 2 exons. The coding region runs from base 1226 to 2419 and encodes 397 amino acids.
AUCCAUGCGGACAAUUGCGUUUGGAGUUAGUACAUUAGAGGCUGCAAUAAUUAUCUUUUUUUAUUAAAUAAUACUCCCUCUGUCAUAUAAACUUCUGAUGGAAAAAGAUAUUAAAGUUAUGCUUAAAGAGUUAGUUUACUAGAGAAAGCAUCACGUCAAAUCCAUAAUUUGAGUAGUUUUAAUGUAUAAAAUGAGAUGAUGUUGAACAUUUUUGGAUGGAGAUUGAAAAGAACCUGACAGAAAUUAGAACGGAAGGACUAACGUUUUAUAUUAUUUUUGAACUAUAAGGGCAAAACAUUUGAGCUAAUUAACAGAUAGGUUUUCCCAACUGUUUAUAUCCUGUCAAAUUUGUAUGUCAGAAACAUUGACACUUGUAGAAACUAGCUGACUUCACAUAAAGAAGUAAACAAACAAACAAAAGCUCUCUUCGUAAAUGAAUUGAGGGCUUAAUAUUCAUUUUUCUUUUCCAGGGAAAUGAAGAUGGAAAAAAGCACGUGUAGCUUCUUGUGUUCACCUCCACCUUUGUUUGACUUUGGCAUAGCAUCGUUCAAAGUUCUUCUCUUAAAUUUUAUAAAACCCAUAUCCUCUUCUAUCUCAUUAUAUCUUUCUGGCCAUUGUCUGUGAACCGAUUGAGUAGGACCCAUGUUUGUCAUCCAACUACGCUCCCGUUGUUUAUCUACUCGCUUACAUUAUCUUCAUUUCCUACCUUCUGGUCCUUUUUCUUCUUUCAGAUCUUCUUUUUCAUCUCUAUCUAAGGCCAUGACCAAAAACUCUGUUCAAAAUGGAUACAAGGAAAAUCCUGUUCUCUUUAACUACCUAAUAAACACCUUGGACUUUCAAAAAUCUAAAGCCCUGUCAGUAUCCAAUUGUCUUCAUUGGAUCAGAAGUGUUGAAAAACCUGAAUAGUUGUCCAUUUUUUCUAGUCCGUUGGAUUCACAGAUGUACAAAUCCAAUCCACUGUUCAUUUUAUCCCACAAAUCCUCAUUUCCCAAUGUCGAAAAGAUAAUCAAGCCAAAGAUUCAGCUAUUGAAGAAUUGGGUAUCACUGGUUCUGAUCUGUGACACUGAUGUUUAAAGAAAAGCAUGGGUAGCUUCUGUUCUACCUCUGCGUAUCUUCGACUUUGAAUAGCUUUGUUCAAAGUUUUCUCUUAAAUCCCUAAAAGUUAUAUUUUCUUGUCUCUUUAAGUCUUUCUUGUUGUUUCCCGUGAACAGAUUGAGAAGGACUCAUGAUCUCCAUCCAACUAUGUUGCCGUUCUUUAUCUACUCACUUACAUCAUCUUUAUUCCCUACCUACUGGUCCUUUUUCUUCUUUCCGCAUCUCUCUCUCCUCUCUAUCUCAGGUGAUAACCAAAAGGUCUGCUCAAAAUGCACACCAAGAAAAUCCUGUUCUCCUUAACUACCUAAUAAACAAGUUGGACUUUCCAAAACCCAAAGCCCUGGCCAUAUCCAAUCGUUUACAUUGGGUCAGAAGUGUUGAAAAACCUGAAUUGACUGUAAACUUCUUCAAGUCCAUUGGAUUCACAGAUCCACAAAUCCAAUCUGCUGUUUAUAAUGCCCCCCAAAUCCUUGCUGCUGAUAUUGAAAAAAUACUCAAGCCAAAGAUCCAGCUAUUACAAGAAUUGGGUAUCACUAGUUCUGAUCUGGGUAGGCUUGUGUCCACAAAGGCGGUGAUACUAUUAACACGUAGCCUGGACAGAAUACUAAAGCCUUCCAUUGAAGUUCUCAAUAAAGUCCUUAUAAAGGGUCCUGAUAAUGGUGAUUGGUUCCGGGUUCUGCGAAGGUGUGAUUGGGUUAUUUAUGGACCUCCUCACUUGAGACUUGUUCCUAAUAUUUCAUAUCUUCAGAGCGUUGGAAUUGUUGGGUCUCAACUAUCAUCACUCUUGAAGAGGCAACCUCAUCUUUUUGCUAUGCCUGAAUCUAGGCUUAAACAACUUGUCUCUGAACUUAUGGAUAUCGGGUUCUCCACUGAUUCAAGAAUGUUGGUGCAUGGCCUUCAUACUCUAAGUUCUAUGAGUCAAGAAUCUAUGUCGAGGAAAUUGUUAUUGCUUCAGAGUUCUGGCCUCUCCAAAAGUGAGUGCAUGGUAAUGUUUAGGAGGGCACCAGCCUUGUUCCGAGUUUCAGAGAAGAAAAUAAGACUCGGACUAGAGUUCUUCUUGGAAAAAGUGAAGUUAAAGAAUUCAACUUUAGUACAGUAUCCUACUCUUUUGAUGUUUAGUAUGGAGGAAAGAGUGAUUCCGAGAUAUCAAGUUUUCCAGCUGAUAAAGUCGAAAAAGCUUAUGAAGAAAGACCCACAUUUUUAUGAUGUGAUGCGUGUGACAGAGCAAGUCUUCUUGGAGAAGUAUGUAUCAAGGUUUACAGAAAAUGCAGAGGAAUUGUUGAAGGCUUACAAGGGCCAUCGUCUAGAUUUAGGAGAAGAGUAAGAGCGUUUACUGGAAAAUUUCCUUGCAAUUUUAGAGUAAGACUUUACUGGAAAAUUUGAUGCGUUUGACAGAGCAAGUCUUCUUGGAGAAGUAUGUAUCGAGGUUUACAGGAAUUGUUGAAGGCUUACAAGGGCCAUUGUCUAGAUUUAGGAGAAAGAGUAAAGAGUGUUUACUGUAAAAGGCGUUCUUAUUUCUAUUUGUGUUGUUGCUUUGAUGAAAAUGAUGCCUGUGUCCUGAUAGAAAAGACCAGGAACCAGAAAAUAAAGCCAUAGUUUUAGCA